AUGGGCAACGAGGAGUCUUCGCCCAUCGAUGAGUCCGCCCCAUCCCGGACGCUCGCCGGGCGGACUCUCGAUGCUCUGGCUGAGUACAUCAAGAGUGGCAAGGCGAAGAAGGUCGUAGUGAUGACUGGCGCCGGUAUCUCCACGAGCGCUGGGAUUCCUGACUUUCGAUCUCCGGACACCGGACUCUACGCCAACUUAGCACGGCUUAAUCUUCCCUACGCUGAAGCAGUGUUUGACAUCUCGUACUUCCGCAAGAACCCGGAGCCGUUCUACACGCUCGCGCAUGAGCUAUAUCCCGGGAAGUACAGGCCUACCAUCACACAUUCGUUCAUACGGCUUCUCCACGACAAAGGCAUGCUGCUAAAGCACUUUACGCAAAACAUCGACUGUCUGGAUCGCGAAGCUGGCGUACCUGGUGACAAGAUCGUUGAGGCUCAUGGCUCGUUUGCGCGACAGAGCUGUAUCGAGUGCAGUAUGCCUUAUCCAGAGGACGAGAUCAAGAAGCACAUCGAGGCUAAGUCAAUCCCUCGAUGUGAGAGCUGUAAGGGGCUGGUCAAGCCUGAGAUCGUCUUCUUCGGCGAGCAACUGCCGGCCGACUUCUUCAAGCAUCGGAUGUUGCCAGCAGAGGCGGACUUGGUCAUUGUGCUAGGGACUAGCCUGACUGUACAGCCUUUCGCGAGCCUGCCGAGCAUGAUCAGAGAGCACACGCCGCGACUGCUCAUCAACAAAGAGAGGGUAGGCGGCAUCGGCUCAGGAAGCGAUGAUGUCCUGCUGAUCGGCGAUUGCGAUGCUGGGGUGAGACAGCUUGCGGAGGCAUGCGGCUGGCUUGACGAGCUUGAAUCGUUAUGGGCGCAGACGGCGCCCACAACAGGUGGCGAUGCCGCUCGACCAGUCCAGGAGGCGGAGACGGAGAAGGGCAAGGACGAAGCGCUGGAGGACGAGAUCGACAAGCUAACCCAGGAGGUUGACGAGACGCUCAAUCUGUCCAAAUGGCACGAGGAGCGAGUGAGGAACGAGAAGCUACCUCGCGAGUCCUCAGGGGUUGUGAACACUACUGCAAAGGCUUUGGGUCCUAGCAUUUCGAAGCAGUACGAGGAGCUGGCGAAGAGCCAGGAGCCAAACGGGGAGUCUUCUGGACCUGCAACUUCAACGGAGUCAGGAACAAGAUCUCAGCAUGAAGACGCGAAGGGUAAUCUCAACCACGUCUUCGUCUCAAAGGCACAGGAUCCAGCCUCUUCGGAUACGCCGGUUAUUCCUCGAGAAGGUGGAGGGACAGACAGCGACAAGUAG
Molecule: messenger RNA, 1290 nt
Organism: Saxophila tyrrhenica
Lineage: Eukaryota; Fungi; Ascomycota; Dothideomycetes; Mycosphaerellales; Extremaceae
Gene: HST2
Product: Sir2 histone deacetylase Hst2
Exons: 1
Coding region: 1-1290 (429 amino acids)
Cellular component (GO): nucleus
Molecular function (GO): NAD+ binding; histone deacetylase activity, NAD-dependent
Source: RefSeq, a predicted model, not a curated record